UGUUACCACCUGCCCUGUGCCCGAGGAACCGGUAAUCGAGCUGCAACCACCCCUUCGGCCCUUCCGAGACCCGCUACUUGCUCAUUUUUCCUCACGUGAGACCUAAAAACUCCGAUGGAAAACUUUCAAGGGAACCAAAGAAAGAAUCGAUAUUUACACUAACAGUUGGAGGAAGAGGUGGUGCGGGACGAUCAGCCGAGAACUACUUAUUCCUGCUGUUGCUGCUUGCUGUAGCGGCCAAACAAAAGGAUCAAUAACACGUCUAUAACACUCGACUCGUCGUUAUUGAAGGAGCUGUUUCGACUAGUAGAUAAUUGAUAAUGGAAAAGACGGAGGGUCAACCCAAGGGGGUGAAAAAGAAGAGUAGCAAACUAUUAACUUCGAGCAUAGAGGUAACCCCACAGUGCGUCCAGGUCGUGGUGAGAUGUCGGCCCAUGGACGACAAGGAAAUCGCAAGAAACUGCACCAGAGUCGUCGAGAUGUUCCCAUCGAGAGGAGCCGUGGAAAUUCGCAAUCCACGUGACGAUCCCAGCAAGAACAGUGUCAAGGUGUUUUCGUUUGACUCUGUAUACGACUGGACCUCCACUCAGCAAGAGAUCUACGAAGAAACUGUCCGACCACUGGUUAUUUCUGUGCUGGAUGGCUUCAAUGGUACCAUAUUUGCCUACGGACAAACGGGAACGGGAAAGACCUACACCAUGGAGGGCUCAAAGGCUGACGUGGACAACCGAGGCGUCAUUCCUAGGUCCUUUGACCAAAUCUUCACUCACAUUGGUAGAUCUCAAAACAUUCAGUACCUCGUGAGAGCCAGCUAUCUGGAGAUCUACCAGGAAGAAAUCCGUGAUCUGUUGAGCCCGGAUCAGAGUUUGCGUUUCGAGUUGAAGGAAAAGCCGGACACGGGAAUUUUCGUCAAAGACCUGUCGAGUGCCGUUUGCAAGAAUGCUAAUGAAAUUCAGCAGCUGAUGAAAACGGGCAAUCAGAAUCGGACGAUAGGUGCGACCAAUAUGAACGAGCACAGCUCACGAUCCCACGCGAUUUUCAUAAUAACCAUAGAAAUGGGCGACAGUUACGGGAUAAGAGUCGGAAGGCUGAACUUGGUUGACUUGGCGGGCAGCGAAAGGCAAAGCAAAACUGGAGCGUCCGGGGAAAGGCUGAAGGAAGCCAGCAAAAUCAAUCUAAGUCUGUCGGCUCUUGGCAAUGUUAUCUCAGCACUGGUAGACGGCAAAACUUCGCACAUACCCUACAGGGACUCAAAACUGACGAGAUUGCUGCAGGACUCGCUGGGUGGUAAUUCCAAGACAGUAAUGAUUGCAAACAUAGGGCCUGCUAGCUACAACUACGAUGAAACUCUCACGACUCUCAGAUACGCUAAUCGUGCCAAGAACAUAAAAAACAAGCCUAAAAUCAAUGAGGAUCCCAAAGAUGCCCUGCUCAGGCAGUAUCAGGAAGAAAUCGAGAGGCUCAAGUUGCAGUUGGCCCAGAAGUCAGGCAUGACGCAGCAAAAGAAACCAACAACCGACGGGGAAGAGGCACCAGGAGAAGAAGCAGCCGCAGCUUCCACUGCAGAACAGGAGCAGCCGAACGAUGAGGUCGAGGCGCAGGAGCCACAGAUGACGGAGGAGGAGAAGACGAGGAUAGCGGAACAACUAAAAGUCGAGAAGCAAGAGGCCGAGGAGCUCGAGCGGAAGAUCAAAGACUUGGAGAGCAAAAUGCUGUGCGGGGACAAGAACAUAGUCGACCACACGAACGAGCAACAGCGAGCUCUGGAGCAACGUGCCAUCGAGAUAGCCGAGCGCAAGAAGCGCGAGAUCGAGAUGCAACAAAAGUUAGAGGAAGAGGAACUGAGUGCCUUAAACGUCCGCGAGACCUACGCCACUCUGCAGCAGGAGGUAGACGUGAAGUCGAGGAAGCUCAGGAAGUAUUAUUCGAAGCUGCAGGUGCUCAAGCAGGACCUGGACGACGUGACCGGUGAGUACAACCGGGACAGGCGGGACCUUGAGCAGACCCAGCACGAACUUAUGAAGGAGCUGAAGUUGCGCUACCUCAUAAUCGACAACUUCAUCCCCGUCGAAGAGAAGCACAAGAUUCUGUCGCGCGUCAAGUUCGACGAAGAGGAGGACUGCUGGAUGCUCAAGGAGUCGAGUGCUUCGACCAUCGAGACCAUCAGACGGCCCGUCUCGGUGCCGGGGCUCCGGAGGCCAACUUCCGAGUACGCGCGCACAGCUUUGGCCAUGGGCAAGGGGCCCCGCUUCGCUGGGGAGAACAUCCUCAACCUGGAGCUCGACAUGCCGGCCCGGACGACUUUGGACUACCAGUCGCCGGUCAUAGCGCCGACCAUACAAGCCGUCCUCGAGAAGGCGCUCUGCGAUGAGGGCGACAUCGACGUCGACGCCUCGGGGGCGAGCUUCAAGUCCAGGCAGCGUAUGCAGUCCGCCCGGGCACGGCCCAAAAGCGUCGUCGAGCGCAAGAGUCCGCAGAUGCCCCCGCCGGUCUACCCGAAAACCAGGGGCCUCGUUCCAAAGUAGUGUCUUGCGAUGCUUCGACGCUACUUACGCUGCCGCGGGUGACGG
Copidosoma floridanum is the source of this 2570-nucleotide messenger RNA. It is a transcript of the gene Klp68D, whose product is annotated as kinesin-like protein 68D. Gene Ontology annotation, biological process: microtubule-based movement. Lineage: Eukaryota; Metazoa; Arthropoda; Insecta; Hymenoptera; Encyrtidae. The record is from RefSeq and is a predicted model, not a curated record. Gene Ontology annotation, molecular function: microtubule motor activity; ATP binding; microtubule binding.